AUGUUCAAGGUCUCCAAGUCAUACUCGCGCAAACAUGAACGCAAACGGGAUGACAACUUUGUAUUGCCCGGCUACAACGCCCCACCCCCAAUCAACCGGUCGGAACAAAUCGAGUACUCAUCAGUAAGAAACGGCCGCUCGCCCGGCCCCUACGGCCGUGACGGCUACAAACAGGAAAUCGAGGGCGAACGUUCGUAUCAGGCCGAACGUUCCUUCUCCGGCGCAGAACAACGAGGCUUCGCCUCUGGCGAACACCGUGGUCUGUCCGGAGCCGAACAACGUGCCUUCUCAGAACAGAGAAACGCCGACCGUUCCUUCACCAACGACCGUGCCGGCUUUGCCGGAGAACGUGCCGGCUACGCGGCCGAACGUUCGUUCAGCACAGACCGUGCCGGCUUCGCCGGAGAACGUGCUGCCGGAGAACGGUACGGUACGGACAGGAGCUACGGCCUUCGUCGUACCGCCUCCUCCGACCGCUACCAUCAAGACCGUGCCUACAGCGCACAGAACGCCAUCAACGACCGUGGCUACACGGAGAACGAACGUGCCUGGCAUUCAAGCGCCAGCCACGCCCGCUCCCCACCCCCCAACGCCAAUUCACCCCGCUCGGAGCGAGGUGUGUACCAAGCCGGCAAUUACUGGGUAUCCUCACCACCCCCCUCCCGGCUGAGUAGUCGCAACCAUGACACGGCCUACAGCGCCUACCACUACAACGAGCGUCAGCAACGUGAGGCCAAGCGUCAGGAGCUGAGGGAGUUGGCCCGGGAGCGUUACUUCAAGACCAAGCAACCGUUCCACGAGAAGACCGAGUGGGAGACCAAGGAGCACUACGAGAGGAAGGUCAAGAGGGUCAAGAAGCCACAGGAGCAGAUCAAAUACGUGGUCAGGGAGGUUAAGGUGGGUUGAUAUGAAGUUUUGUUUUAUUUUAUGACGGAUUUUUUGAAAGUACUGACAUAUUUUUUUGGAAAAGGAUAACAUAUUUUCUAGAAAGUGAUGACACAUUUUCUAGAAAAUUAUGACACAUUUUCUGGAACUUGAUGACAUAUUUUCUAGAAAGUAAUGACAUAUUUUUCGGAAAUUUUUAAAGUGAUAUGACAUUCUUUUUUCUUGUUUUAUUUUAAUUUGGAGUGCUGUGAUAUUAACAUAUGCAAGAACUUUCUUUACAAAACAAAAAAUUACAAGAACUUUCUUUACAAAGCAUAAAAUGGCAAGAACUUUCUUUACAAAACAAGAAAUGGAAAGAACUUUCUUUACAAAGCAUAAAAUGGCAAGAACUUUCUUUACAAAACAAAAAAUUACAAGAACUUUCUUUACAAAGCAUAAAAUGGCAAGAACUUUCUUUAUAAAACAAGAAAUGGAAAGAACUUUCUUUACAAAGCAUAAAAUGGCAAGAACUUUCUUUACAAAACAAAAAAUUACAAGAACUUUCUUUACAAAGCAUAAAAUGGCAAGAACUUUCUUUACAAAACAAGAAAUGGAAAGAACUUUCUUUACAAAGCAUAAAAUGGCAAGAACUUUCUUUACAAAACAAGAAAUGGAAAGAACUUUCUUUACAAAGCAUAAAAUGGCAAGAACUUUCUUUACAAAGUACACAAUGGCAAAAACUUUCUUUACAACCUUUAAAAUUUUAAAACCACAUUAGAUUCUUAAUGACAGCCGGUUUGAAGUGUGAUAUUUUAAGUUCGAGUGAGUUUUAGGCCAGCGAAGAGAACAAAGGCUACGACGGUCCACCAACUCCACGUGCCGCUACACCAACUGGUCCAAAGUGGGACAUCAACGAGCAUGGCAACACCAAGAGAUCAACCAACGAACAUCAUCAUGUAGGGAAUUUUCUAGUGCUGGGAGAGUACUAAGGGGCUUAUUCUAAAAAUUCAACCAAAAUUUUAUUUUUUUACCGAAAAUUUGAUUUUUCAACCAUUUUUAGACACCUCAACCCUUCUAGUACUCCCCAGUAUGCACUAUAAUAUAAUACAGGAUACUUAACUUUAUUUAAUAAUCUUGUUAUAACUUGUGUGCUGUGAAGUUUGAAGUGAUUUUACACUGUAAUUCAUUAGUUUUUUCAAGUUUUUGUUACCUAAAAAAUGAAAAAAUAUCUCACAAAUUACCUAAAAUAUAACUUUCAAUAACUUUUUGGAUAAAAACGCAUUUUUGUUACCUAAAAAUUGAAAAAAGUAAUUUUUUAUUAUAUAUAAUUCAUUAGUUUUUACAAGCUUUUGUUAUCUAAAAAUUGAAAAAAGUCUUCAGAAUGACCUAAAACAAGGUUUUUAAUAACUGUUUUUAAGCAAAACGUCCAUUUUCUAUCACAUUUUCAAUCAAAACUAACAAAAACCUACCUAAAAUAUUAUUUUUAAGAUUUUUUCCAAGCAAAACCUUUAAAAAUAUACCUAAAAUAUUAGUGUCAAUAACUUUUUUUAAUCGAAAACGCUCAAAAUGUACCUAAAAUAUUAGUUUCAAUAACUUUUUUCGAUCAAAACUUUUAAAAACCUACCUAAAACAUUAUUUUUCACAACUUUUUGCAAUCAAAACCUUUAAAAACCUACCUAAAAUAUCAUUUUAAAUCACUUUUCUUAUUAAAACCUUCCUUUAUUUCAACUUUUUUCAACCAAAAACACCAAAAAUCUAUCUAAAAUAUCAUUUCAAAUAACUUUCUUCAAGCAAAACCUUUACAAAUUAACCUAAAAUAUUAGUUUCAAUGGCUUUUUUAAUCAAAACCGUUCAAAAACUGCCUAAAAUAUAAUUUUAAACCAUUUUUCUUAUUAAAAACAUCCUUUAUUUCAACUUUUUUUUAUUCAAAAAACCUCAAAAACCUACCUAAAACAAGUUUUUUAAAUCUUUUUUUUAUAAAAAUCUUCUUUGUCCUAACUUUUUUCAACCAAAACCUUUAAAAACUACCUAAAACAACGUUUAUAAUAACUAUUUUUAAGCAAGAUGUCGAGUUGUUAUAACUUUUUUACUCAAAACGUUUAAAAGCUUACCUAAAAUACUAUUUUCAAUAGCUUUUUUCAACCAAAAACCUUCAAAAACUUACCUAAAACAUCAUUUUAAAUAAUUUAUCUCUUUCUUUUCAGGAAACCCCACUCAACGUACCACAACAAAACCAAGAAGUUGUUCACGACGAGAAUCUGGACCAUUUCGAGAACCUGGAAGACCUGCCAGAACAAGUGCCAAUCCAAGAGGUCGAGGAUGAGAUGCAACGCUUCGACGAGGACAUUCACACCAAGACCGAGUUCUACGAGAUGGAAGGCAAACUGAACCAGAAGACCGAUGAGCUCCUGACCUUUGUCGAGGCUCUACGUGAAGGUCUUCUGAAUCUGUCUUCCGGCACCGGCGAGUUCUACGAUCUGGUUUCUGGAGCCAGAAUCUCGUUGGAGCGUGCCGCCGAGUUGGGCUACAUUAAGAACGAUCUGAACGAAGUGCUGAACGGUCGUCACGGUAUUCGUCAUCCUGAAACUCAACAGGAGUUGACAUUGCUCGAGGCCAUCAGGAUCGGCCUGUUCGAUCCGGAGAAGCGUCAGUUCCGUGACCUUCAGACCGGCGAGAUCCUCUGGAGCUACGAUCCAAUCUGUAACUCCGAAACUCAACGUCGUUUGAUCAAGGCUGGUGUACUGAAGGUACCACCACUUAGUGUGGAGAACGCCGUAAGAACGAACGCCAUUGACCCUCGUACUGGCGUGUUCAAGGGACAGUACGCCAAGGAGCCAAUGCCAUUGAGAGAAGCGCUACAAAAUGGAUAUCUUCAGUUUGGAUCAGCUUCCCCAAGAUUGGUGGCCCCAUCCUUGACUGACGUGAUCAGAGAACGACUGAUCGAUCCAGUCCAAGGCAAGUUCAUCGACAAGCACACCAACGAAGAGAUAUCGUUCCGUGAGGCCUGUCGUCGUGGCACGGACACUUUGUUGAACCAGAACGUCCGUGAGGUGGUCAACACCAAGGCCAACAAGCGUCUAGCCUUGGCCGACGCCAUCUACGAGAAGGCCAUCAACCAGAACGAUGGAACGUUCAACGACCUGAAGGCCGGAAGCCCAUUGAGCCUCCGUGACGCCUACGAGCGUGGCUUCAUCGGAAAGCCAUUGACCUUGACCGAAGCCGUCGACAAGGGUCAUAUCGAUGCUAUGGGCCGCGUCACCGAGCCCGGCACUGGCCAUCACUACACCCUGAUCGAGGCCUUGGCUCACGGUGUCAUCGACCCUGACGCCGGCCAUAUCCGUGACAAGAAUUCUGGUGAAGUCAUCAGUGUUGUGGAGGCUUUGGAGCGUGGAUUCUUGCUUCCAGAAGGCCAGUUCUCGGUGGACGGCCGCAACGUGGACAUUCGACACGCCAAGCACGAAGGACUUCUGGUCGGUCGUCAUCGUUACAGUAUCUUUGACGUGCAAGGAAUCAAGAAGCAAGGCCGCUCGUUGACCUUCAACGAAGCCGUAGCCGAAGGCCUUCUGGAUGCCAGAGCCGAGAAGUUGGAUGGCAUCAACUUUGCUGGAGCCGCCGACUUCGGAGUUAUCGACCGCAACCUCCAACGCACCUUAACUCAGCCAAUUGGCCUCAAGGACGGACAUCGUGAAGUUAACCUUGUCCAAGCUGUCGGCGCUGGACUGAUCGAUCCAAAACGUGGCGUUCUUCUUUACCACGGCCGUGAGUCGAGCCCACGUGAGUUGUACGAUGCUGGAGCCCUAUCACUGAAGGGCGCCAUCAAAUUGACUGGACUGCUCGACAUUCACCCAGCUUUGAUCACCGGAGCCAGAAAGAUCGAGGAGCAGAAGCGACGCAUCGGUAAACCAGCCAAGGAGACCAAGGUGGAGGACGAUCACGUCAAGCUCACGAUCCAGGACGCCAUGAAACAAGGCCUUCUGGACACGAGAAACCAACGCUUCCGCAAUGGCAAGGAGGAGAUCAGUCUGGACGACGCUCUGAACCAAGGACUAGUCCACCUGAACGACGAAUGGAUCGUACCGAAGAGCCAGGUGUCCCAAGGUGGCCCCACCCUGGAGGAGAAGAUAAAGGAGACGUUGACGCACACCCAACAGGAGCUUGCUCCACAAAUCUUCCCGGACAAACAGUUGGAAGAGAACGUGGAGACCAAGCGUCGUGUGCGUCGUACCGAAGCCAAGGCCGAGGGUGGUCCGGGCUCGGCCACCUACCGUGCCAUCACCGGUGGCAAAGACGGCACUCAGCCUUUGUCGUUCCGCACCGUGGGCCAGCCUCACGUUGAGGAGUCGGAACACUCGUGGGUCUUCGACAGCCACACCGGUCGCUUGACUGAUGCCGCUACUGGAGAGUUGUUGACCCUCGACGCAGCCGUCAGAUCCGGUCGUUUGCCAAAGGAUGAGCUGAGAGUUCGUGACGCUCUGUCCGGACGCGAGAUGGGCUUCACCGAAGCCGAGCAAUGGGGAAUCGUAUCGGCCAAGGAUGGCUUCUACCUGGACAAGACCAACAACAGAAGAGUCUCGUUGGCCGAAGCCGCUCAACAACACCGUGUCUACCCAACUGGUGGCGUUCCAGAGCACGCCGGUGACUCGGUCGUGACCAAGGUCCGGGUUCAGAAGAAGGAGGAAACCGCUACCAAGGAGGCCAUCAACGCUCGGCCAGAGAUCGAUGGUGACUACAACUUGACCCGCUUCUUGGCCAAUGGCUUGUACGACCAAGGCAACUUCUUGCACCCUGAGACCGAGAAGGAGUUGACGUUGAAGGAGCUCAUUCUCCACGGAUUCCUAUCACCUUAUCAGACCAAGGUGGUGGAUAAGGCCACGGGUGAGCAGAUCAACCUGAUGGAGGCCAUCGACCGCAAGAUUGUGGACGAGAACGCCGGCACGGUCAAGGACACCAAGACCGGCCGCAACUUUGCCAUCGACGAAGCGCUGCGUAACGGUCUGAUCAAGGAAGAGGAAUCACGUGGAGCGAUCGAAGGCAAGGGUGGUCGAUUUGACAUGAACACUGGCGUCUUCCAUCCACGACCCAAGAGUGCCCUCUCGAGGCAUUCCACCCACUCGGUAGGCCAACAACAUCAACAAGUCGUGGAGAUUGGCGGCCGAAACGUCCCGGUUAAUGUGGUGAAGGGAGCUGAUGGAGUGGAACGAGGAGAGUACGUUGAUCCCAAGAGUGGAAUGAAGUUCACCAUUCAAUCAUCCAGCCAUACCAGCAAACAUUAA
Molecule: messenger RNA, 6137 nt
Organism: Bursaphelenchus okinawaensis
Lineage: Eukaryota; Metazoa; Nematoda; Chromadorea; Rhabditida; Aphelenchoididae
Source: the annotation of a GenBank genome assembly